Oryzias latipes (Japanese medaka) is the source of this 2183-nucleotide messenger RNA. RefSeq lists its product as uncharacterized. The record is from RefSeq and is a predicted model, not a curated record. Gene Ontology annotation, cellular component: nucleus. NCBI's taxonomy places the organism in Eukaryota, Metazoa, Chordata, Actinopteri, Beloniformes, Adrianichthyidae. Gene Ontology annotation, molecular function: DNA-binding transcription activator activity, RNA polymerase II-specific; RNA polymerase II cis-regulatory region sequence-specific DNA binding. Gene Ontology annotation, biological process: regulation of transcription by RNA polymerase II.
GUAUUUUUAUAAAUAAAGUUUGAUUUGAUUAUGUGACAGUAACAGACUUCCUGAUGUGGUUCCGUCCCACAUCGUCCCACCAGAACAUUGUGACCCAAAAAGAACGUAGAAAAAGACCACAUUGGAAUGUUCUGUAGAAAAACAACCCUUAAAUAAUAAAAACUAUUUUAAAAUGUUUUUUUCUGCCCUAUAAAUGAGUUUGAACUCGUCUUUGUUUUCUUCUUUCUCCGUUGAGGUUUUCCCGCUUCAUCCCUCUGUUCUUCCUCUUUUCCUGUCUUCUUCUCUGUUUUCCUGUUGUUGUUUUAGUUCUUCAUUCUAACUUCUGCUCGCUAAGGCUCAUGGGAAGGUGGGAGGGGCUCUGCCGCCUGUGAUUGGUUAGGACACUCCCUCAAAAUGGCGAAGUCCGUGCUGAGUGUGGAUGGCUGCAGUUCGGACACGGUCCGGGUUCUGUCGGUUCCGGUCGGUCUCUAAGCAACAGCUGCGUGUUUUCCCGCGCUGCAAAGUUCCGGGUCAGGUUCUGUUGGUUCUGGACCCGUCCGGACCGAGGCUUUGUGGAGCGGCGACAUGUCCGCGCGAGCUCCCACAGAGGACCUCAAUCGGGUCUUCAAGGAGGAAGAAGCUCCUGCAGAACCGCUGCUGUGGAACCAGGAGGAACCCCUGGACGUCAAGGAGGAACUGGAGAUCCCGGCCAUUAAAGAAGAACCAGAUGUUCUGCAGGUUAAAGAAGAAGAGAUGGAGCCCCCCCUGCUGGAGUCCCGCGACCCCCCAGAAGAGUUCCUGACCAGUGGUGGGCUUCAGAGAGCUUCUCCUCAUGCUGGACGUGAGAAAACCCUCAACUGGAUCAAGGAGGAAGAACCAGAACCUCCAUGGGUCCCUGGGGGCCCUGAUGGUGGCGGGCUGAAAGAGGAGGCGGGUCUACUUGGUCUGGACUUGAACAGACAGCUGGUCAUAAAGUUACACAGAAUAGAUUUCCCACAGCCCCCUCAAUCCUGUGAGGUAGAUCCCUUUGGUAACGCCAAACCAGCCCCUGGACCUCUGCUUCCAGACGUUAGCCAGGAUCAGCCUGAGGAUCCACCCCCUAACAGGAGGCGGAUCCUGUCAGACGCCCGUUCUACGGACACAGGUGUCAGCGACCACACCAACCAAAGAGCCUCUGGUAGAAGACCUGCCCGGAAGCCGCACUGGUGCAAAGAAUGUGGGAAGAGUUUCACCCAACACAGCUCUCUGACAGCACACGUGAGGAUCCACACAGGUGAGAGGCCCUUUACCUGUGACGCCUGUGGAAAGAGCUUCAACCAGAAGAGCAGCUUGUUGAUCCAUAGCAGGAUCCACACGGGCGAGAAGCCCUUUUCCUGUGACGCCUGUGGAAAGGGGUUCAGCCAGCGGUACGGCCUGCUGCGCCACGCCCGGUCGCACACGGGGGAGAGGCCUCACGCCUGCCGCUUCUGCCAGAAAACCUUUGGCCAGAGUUACCACCUGAAGAAGCACAUGAGGGUUCACACCCGCCAGGACUCCUGCGCGUCCCGUGACCAGAGCGGACAGGGGACCAGCCCCACAGAGGGGCGGCCUCAGUCCUGUGACACCUGUGCAAAAGGCUUUCGUUGGAGGAAGGAUUUGUUGUCCCACAUGAGGAUGCACCUGGAUAUGAGUCCGCACUCCUGCGAUACCUGCAGGAAGACUUCAUGUCAGAACCGGGACUUGGACCACUGCCGCAGAGUUCACACCGGCCAAAAGCCGCACACCUGCCAAACCUGCAGCAUACGGUUCCGCUGCAGCAGGGACGUGUCGUGCCGCGCCGGGACGCACGCGGGCGAGCGACCGUACUCCUGUGAGACGUGCGGCAAAAGGUUCAGACGAAGUUGUCAUUUGUUGUCUCACAAGAGGACUCACCAGGGCGGGGCGCCCUUCAGGUAGCAAAGAGCGGCCUUCUGGCUGGAACUCUGGAUCCUGGAACCACAGGUUUGUCUCAGACUGGAUCCUGGAACCACAUGUGUGUCUCAGGUCUCAGGGUCCUUCUUUGAAGCUAGAAUGACUACAAACAAGCUUCGUUUAGACCCCCUCCAGCCGUCUAAAGACUUUCAUGGAUGCAAACUCACAGAUUUGUCCUGUUUCAGUCCAACUUGUUUCAUACCUGACUUUAGUUUUCUGCUAAUAAAGCAACAUUUUGUGUUUUUGUCAUUCAA